Molecule: messenger RNA, 2791 nt
Organism: Artibeus jamaicensis (Jamaican fruit-eating bat)
Lineage: Eukaryota; Metazoa; Chordata; Mammalia; Chiroptera; Phyllostomidae
Gene: FBLN5
Product: fibulin 5
Exons: 11
Coding region: 613-1959 (448 amino acids)
Molecular function (GO): calcium ion binding
Source: RefSeq, a predicted model, not a curated record
AAAGCCAGGGGGUGUUGGGGGGCUGGAUGCCCUCCCACGCCGCAGCCACGACCGCCCAGCCCGGCGGGGAUGUCCUCACUGGGUGGGGAGUAAAGGGUCAAAAGGCCCCCCCUCCGCCCCCCGCCCCCCACUCCCCGGCACUUGCCCGCCAAUCGCCUCCAGCGGAGAUGCUGGGGGCCCGAGUGCGGCUGCUCGGCCCCGAGGAAAGCGCUCUCCUCCCAGCGCCGAGCACUGGGUCCUGGCAGACGCCCCAAGAUUGUUGUGAGCGCUGUAAUCUGAACCAGCUGUGUCCAGACUGAGGCCCCAUUUGCAUUGUUUAACAUACUUAGAAAAUGAAGUGUUCAUUUUUAACAUUCCUCCUCCAAUUGGUUUAAUGCUGAAUUACUGAAGAGGGCUAAGCAAAACCAGGUGCUCUCGCUGUGGGCUGUCCAGUGGCUCGGAGGACCCAGGCUCUCCCCUCGUCCUCUGCACGGCUCACUGUCCCCCCCUGGAAUACAAUAUCUGCGAGCCCCACGGGCCCAGAAGAGGCCGAAGUUCAGGAACUGCUCCGAGGGUCCCGCACGGCCAGCUUUUUCUUCCCCGCUUUGCUUCCGCGGCUCACGCAUCUUGGACAUGCCAGGAUUUAAAAGGAUACUCACUGUUACCAUUCUGGCGUUCUGUCUUCCAAGUCCUGGGAAUGCACAGCAGCAAUGCACUAACGGCUUUGACCUGGACCGCCAGUCAGGACGGUGUUUAGACGUCGACGAGUGCCGGACCAUCCCCGAGGCCUGCCGAGGAGACAUGAUGUGUGUUAACCAGAACGGCGGGUACUUGUGCAUCCCCCGGACGAACCCGGUGUACCGAGGGCCCUACUCGAACCCCUACUCGAACUCCUACUCAGGCCCUUACCCAGCAGCUGCCCCACCGCUGCCGGCCCCAAACUACCCCACGAUUUCGAGGCCUCCCAUCUGCCGCUUCGGAUUCCAGAUGGACGAAGGCAACCAGUGUGUGGAUGUGGACGAGUGCGCGACGGACUCCCACCAGUGCAACCCUACGCAGAUCUGCAUCAACACCGAAGGCGGGUACACCUGCUCCUGCACCGACGGCUACUGGCUCCUGGAAGGCCAGUGCUUAGACAUCGACGAGUGUCGCUAUGGCUAUUGCCAGCAGCUGUGCGCGAAUGUCCCUGGCUCCUACUCCUGUACAUGCAACCCUGGGUUUACCCUCAACGAGGACGGAAGGUCUUGCCAAGAUGUGAAUGAGUGUGCCACCGAGAACCCCUGUGUGCAAACCUGCGUCAACACCUACGGCUCCUUCAUCUGCCGCUGUGACCCAGGAUAUGAACUUGAGGAUGACGGAGUCCGCUGCAGUGACAUGGAUGAAUGCAGCUUCUCUGAGUUCCUCUGCCAACACGAGUGUGUGAACCAGCCCGGCACGUACUUCUGCUCCUGCCCCCCUGGCUACAUCCUGCUGGAUGACAACCGCAGCUGCCAGGACAUCAACGAGUGCGAGCACAGGAACCACACGUGCACCCUGAGUCAGACUUGCUACAACUUGCAAGGGGGGUUCAAGUGCAUUGAUCCCAUCCGCUGCGAGGAGCCUUACAUCCAGAUCAGUGAUAACCGCUGCUUGUGUGCUGCCGAGAAUCCUGUCUGCAGAGACCAGCCCUUCACCAUCUUGUUCCGGGACAUGGACGUGGUGUCAGGACGUUCCGUGCCUGCUGACAUCUUCCAGAUGCAAGCGACAACACGCUACCCUGGGGCUUAUUACAUUUUCCAGAUCAAGUCUGGGAAUGAGGGCAGAGAAUUCUAUAUGCGGCAAACGGGCCCCAUCAGUGCCACUCUGGUGAUGACGCGCCCCAUCAAAGGUCCCCGGGACAUACAGCUAGACUUGGAAAUGAUCACUGUCAACACCGUCAUCAACUUCAGAGGCAGUUCCGUGAUCCGACUGCGGAUACAUGUGUCGCAGUACCCGUUCUGAGGGCCCAGGGCUGCAGCCUCUGACACUGCCUCUCAACAGCGCCCAGGGACAGGAAGAGAAGAGACGAGAGGGAGAACGAGAGCGAGACAGACGUCAACGCCAUUCCUGCUGAAUGUUUCCCAAGGAGACAGCCCGCUGUCCUGACCCCACCCAUAUUAUCAUAGACCUGAUGUCCCGAGGGGUGCACUGGCCCCCAUUUCCACAAAGCAGUUAUCGAAAAGUAUUAUUAUUGGCACCCUGACCUGAGGUCGACGGUGAUUUUUGGAGCCCUUCAGUUUAUCUUCUUAUUUUGUAAAGAAAAUAGCUUAGGCUUGCUGGGGUCCAAGUCCAUGUUCAGAGACUGUGAACAGCGCCCUCUCACCUCCUCCGUGCCUUCUCUCUCUCGCUCGCUCGCUGACUGCUGCUUCGCGAAGGCCCCGAGAGCUCAUGCGGAUGCUGUGUGUAGCUAGUUUGCUUCUUGUAUGUACAGAGCAGGCGAUGGAAAGGAACCACUGCAGGAUCUAAGGGUUUUAAAGAGUCUAUUUCAAAACCAUGUCUGGUAUUUUCAGCCAUAAAAGAAGUUUUAGUUCUCCUGAAAUUUGUAUAACUAUUUAAUCCUUUAUUUUUUUGUUCAUUUUGAGUUUUUUUGUUUUUGUUUUUUGAAAUAACAAGUGGUGGAAUUCCUUCAAAAGGCCUUCAGGCACAUGUUAUGUUCUGUCUUCCCAAACCCAGCCUCCUCUCCGUUUUAGCCCGGUGUUUUCUCCCAGGACCCCUUCUUUAAACUUUCUUUAAAUUUUUUACCCAACUGGGUUAGAAGGCAGAGGUCUCCAAACUGAUUAAAUAUUUGAAGAGA